Molecule: messenger RNA, 2601 nt
Organism: Salvelinus namaycush (lake trout)
Lineage: Eukaryota; Metazoa; Chordata; Actinopteri; Salmoniformes; Salmonidae
Product: AN1-type zinc finger protein 5-like
Exons: 6
Coding region: 183-782 (199 amino acids)
Molecular function (GO): zinc ion binding; DNA binding
Source: RefSeq, a predicted model, not a curated record
AGCAACUAGAGGGUGCAGAGAGAGAGAGAGAGAGAGAAAAAGAGAGAAAGAAAGAAGGAAAGAAGGAACAGCCUCGGUCAGAGAAAAGAGCGAUAAAUACAUUUUGGGGACAGGAUUUGUUUAAAAAACGACUGCUUAACGAGACCAUACAUAUUGUGUGAUUCCGAUCAAAUUGUGCAGCGAUGGCCCAAGAGACUAACCCAAGCCUGACGCCUGUGCUUUGUACCACUGGCUGUGGUUUCUAUGGCAACCCCAGGAACAAUGGCAUGUGCUCAAUUUGCUACAAGGAGCACCUGAACCGUCAGCAGAGUAGUACCCACGGCUUGAGCCAACUUAGCCCAAUGGUUGGUAGUCCUACCCCUGGUGCCUCAGCCAUCCAGCGACUAGAGGCCAGUCUAGCCAAAGUAGACCCUUCAUCAGGCUCUGCUGCAGACAUGGCUAGAACUAUUCAAGGCUCUCUUCCAGUGACUCAACAAAUGACAGAGAUGAGCAUCUCAAGAGAGGAUAAAGCAGAGCCUGUUGUGACUGAGCCUACUUCUUCUAGCCCUGCCACUGGUGACGAGGCUAAGGGAGACACCCCUAAUCCCAAGAAGAAUAGGUGCUUCAUGUGCCGCAAGAGGGUGGGCCUAACAGGGUUCGAUUGUCGCUGUGGGAACCUGUUCUGCGGUCUCCAUCGGUACUCCGACAAGCACAACUGCCCUUACGACUACAAGGCGGAGGCAGCUGCCAAGAUCCGCAAGGAGAACCCUGUAGUGGUCGCCGACAAGAUUCAGAGAAUAUAGGGUUAAGAACCAUCCACACAAAGACUGAAGUAUGAUUGGACCCUCGACAUGAACAUUGGCAUAAGGAUAUCGGACUGGUUUUUAAAAUCACAACCUUGAGAAAAGUGAAAGAGACCUUGCCUGAGGGGGAGAUGCAUGAACGAUCACUGUCUUUUUUUAUUUUUAUAAUAUAUUGUUUUUCCUGUAUCUUUGCCGAUAUUCUGUUUUUUGUUGUCUUUUAAAAAGAAGCCCAGGGUACCUGUCGAUGAGACGUAGUGAAUGUUGGAGAUGGAUAGAAAUGCCAUAAAUAGAGCCAACAUGAUCCACCCCCCUCAACAUGUCAGAGGGGCAUGUCUGUUCUGUGGAACAUAUUUCUAUCUGGACGUUCCAUCGCAACGUUGUGCCCCACUGAAUACAGCCCCUGAGCUGUUUGGCCACUUUGUUGCCAAAUUGACAAUGGAUAUUUUGUCAAAAGCUGUAUGCACGUGCAGUAUCCCGACGAGUUCAGUUGUCUCCAUUUCUACUCUCCGUUCACAUCAGUUGGUCGGGUCAGUUGUCUCCAUUUCUACUCUCCGUUCACAUCAGUUGGUCGGGUCAGUUGUCUCCAUUUCUACUCUCCGUUCACAUCAGUUGGUCGGGUCAGUUGUCUCCAUUUCUACUCUCCGUUCACAUCAGUUGGUCGGGUCAGUUGUCUGAAAGGUAUGACCUCUAACUGCAAAGCUGUUUCAGAAACUUCUGUGUGACCGCUUCCGCCACUGCGCACUUUUGCCACAGCGCUCUCACAGCUGCUACCCGAGCGUGCAUGCAAUUGCAAACAUAUUCAUGGGAAACAGCUGUUCACUAAUUUAUUGUUUUGAACACAAAAGGCUAUAUGGAGGGCUCUGUCUGUACACGGUGUUGUACCCUUGCUGUCUUGCAUGACAAAGACACGUAAGCCUCUCUGACCCGCCUACCUCGCAGCAGGACAUGUUUCUCCUCAUCGCAUUGUGCAUAUGAAGCCUUCUCUUAUAAUCACUUUGUUAUUGCCAGGUGAGGGGGUUACCUCGAUAGGCCAUUUUUAGGUAACCUGGCACAGUUUCCUUUUGAUCAAGUGACACAGUCGUUAUUUUGACGUUCAUUGUUAGAGGUGUGAGAACGGGGACAAAAACACUUAAUUAACCAGCUAUCAUGUGGGACUGAACUUUUAAUCAGAAUCUCCCAACUGGCUCUCAUGCAGAGGGUUGUGUACACUGACCCUGGUGCAGUUCUCUAAGUGAGGCUUGGGCACUACCCGUCUAUGUUAUGAUAUAUGGGGCUAUGAAUGGGAUAGCGCAACCCAUGCAGUUAUGUAAAAUAUCUGAAUGAAUUGUCAUCACUCGAGACUAGUGCUAGGUCAUUUUUUAAAUAUAUAUUUACUGACAUUAGCAAAUGUAUUCAGUAUAGUUGCGGAGUUAGGCUAUAUGAGCCAGCCAUGCUUGUGUGUGUGUGUGUUAAGAGCGAGUGAGUUUGAGUGAGCACAUGGUUGUCAGAUUGUGUGCGUCCCCACCUUAGUCUGAAGCAAUAUGGGUUAAACAGCACAAGCUACAGGAGCAUGCCAGAGCUACGGUUUGAAAAAUAGAUUCCAGAGUUGGACAACUUCUUUUCAGCUUUCUAUCCGCUGAGGGGCUGUGAGACCUGUGUUGAUCUUAUUUUUGUUCUCCUGUAGGGAUGUGAGGUCUACUUUUAUUAAGAAAGUUAUGUUUCAGUUUCCCCUUUUGAUUGUUAGUUUAUAUGCAAAUUUGUACAAAAAACAUAUGUAUUACAUAUAAUCUUGCUACCCAGCAUUGUAUCAUGUAAAUAAAGACUGUACAGAGAGACAGUA